Lycium ferocissimum is the source of this 1500-nucleotide messenger RNA. RefSeq lists its product as uncharacterized. The record is from RefSeq and is a predicted model, not a curated record. The transcript is spliced from 3 exons. Lineage: Eukaryota; Viridiplantae; Streptophyta; Magnoliopsida; Solanales; Solanaceae. The coding region runs from base 1 to 1500 and encodes 499 amino acids.
AUGGAUGGUGUUAAUGGAAUUCCACCGACGAGUGGAUUAAUGAAUGGUACGAAUUCACAAAAUGGAAAUGCAACUGGAAAUGCAUCUCAAUCGAGUGGCUCAUCGAUUGAUUAUACUCAUCCACUUUUCUUGAGUCCAGCUGAUUGGGAAAGAGUUGAUGUCAUUGUCCAAUCUUGGAUUAUGAAUGCAGUUGCUAGGAAUCUUGUUGGUGUAGUAGUGUUUGGUUCUAAUGCGUAUGCAAUACGGGAGGAUCUUAAAGAAAGGUUUGAUCGAGUUGAUGGCUCAAGAACCUUCAAUCUGCAUAAAGAGAUUGCAACUCUACAACAAGGUACUGCUACUGUUUUUGCAUACUUUAGCAGAUUAAAAACUUUGUGGAAUGAAUUUGAGGCCCUAAUGCCAUCACCUUGUGAUUGUGAGAAGUCUAAGGGAUUUGAUGCUCAUGUUCAUGGACAAAAAUUAUUUCAAUUUUUGAUGGGACUGAAUGAUUUUUGUCAACAAGCUAGAAGUCAAAUUCUGUUGUUAAACCCUUUACCAAGUCUAAAUCAAGCCUAUUCAAUGAUAGUGGGUAAUGAGGGGCAAAAGGCUGCAUCUGCUGAUGUAGGUAAUCUUGGUGGGAAUCUUGGAAUGAAUAGUCUAUCUGGUGGUAUUGAGUCAAUUGCUAUGUAUUCAAGAAAUGUGAAUCAUCAGCAGAUGAAUAAUAACAAUCAAAGGUUCAAGAAGAACUUGGACUUAGUCUGUGAGUUCUGUAAAUAUAAAAGACACAGUAAGGAUAGGUGUUACAAAUUGGUGGGAUAUCCUUCUGAUUUUAAGUCAAAGAAGAAGGAGAAUGAAAGAGGAGAUGUUGCUUAUCAUGUCUUGGGAGAAUAUGUCAAUUCAGUACAGCAACAGACUCAACAAACUCAGACUCCUGUCUUCAACUAUGGAUUAAAUACUAAUAUGGCAGGUCCUAGUACGGGAAAUCAGCACAACUAUGCAAGUGAAACAUCAUCCAACAAUGCUGAAACCAGUGUCAACAUAAUGCAAGGGUGUACCUUCACCAAAGAGCAAUAUGAUCAGAUCAUGCACAUGUUGAAUCAAGGUGCAAAUGCUGCUGAUGGUAACUCUACUAACAUUGUUAAUGCAGAAACAGUUGCAAAACUAGAAGAUCCAAAGAAAGUUUUUCUGCCUAAUAGGGAUAUUGCUCAAGUCACUCAUAUAGGAUUUAGUGCUAUAUCAACUAGAAGUAUUAGUACAAAUGUGUUCCAUUUGCCUCAAUUUAAGUACAACUUGUUAUCAGUUAGUAAGAUAACAAAGGGGUUAGGAUGCUCAGUCAACUUCUUUCCUUAUUUUUGUGUUUUCCAAGAACUCUUCACUGGAAGGGUGAAUGAGAUUAGUAGAGAGGAAGGAGGACUGCAUCUGUUACUCAAUCACUUAAUAACUGUAGAAGGAGAAAACUCUACAAACACUGCUAAAGGAGAUUCAAGAACUCAACAAGUUGGUGAUAAGGACAUAGAGCUAUGA